Molecule: messenger RNA, 888 nt
Organism: Candidula unifasciata
Lineage: Eukaryota; Metazoa; Mollusca; Gastropoda; Stylommatophora; Geomitridae
Source: the annotation of a GenBank genome assembly
AUGUUUCUGCUUCAGGUGUGUGUGAAAACCUGCCCAACAGAGAACCAUGUCUACCUGCAGGGCAACAGGUCCCGACUGAUUUGCAAGUAUGGAGUUGAACCAACUGUUUCACCCUACAAGGAGAUGGAUAUUGAACAGCUUGUCAAGAAAAACUUGUGUGCUGCAUAUCAGCUGAGCUCAAAGCCAAUUAUCGGGCGCUGCUUCCCAAGCAUAUUUGCCGAUGCCCUGGACUCGUCCAAAGCUCUGACUGAUUCAUCGGGACAGUUCACCUUGCAACGAGCCAACGGAGAGAACAUAACUGGCGGGCUGAUUCAGAAUGGCACUCUCAACCUGGCUCAGUUUUACAAGUUUAAGGGCACACUGGAGCUUUUAUUCAAGGAUGUAUUGAACUCAGCUCAUCUUAUUGCUAUCUGUAUUGGCAUCGCCAUGGCAAUAGCUAUGUUGUGGAUUGUACUGCUUCGCUGGAUCACCAAAGUGAUGGUCUGGCUGACUAUUGUCCUUUUUGUGGCUCUGUUUGGCUUUGGCACAUACUACAGUUAUUCCAAAUACUAUGAGCUUAAGAACAUGAAUCUCACCUCAGAGUACGGCUUGCCCGAGGAGUUCAAGUUCAAUUUUCAGUACUUUCUUUCGCUGAAAUCCACCUGGCUGGCAUUUGGUUGUACUGGAGCAACCAUUUUGACCAUCUUCCUGAUUGUCAUCAUCUUCCUAGCUAUCGGCCACAUGUGGUGUGUCCUUUUCUGGCCUCUGAUCCCAUUCGUGGUGCAGUUUCUUCUAAUCGCCUACUGGAUCAGUACUAUGGUCUAUCUGUCUUCAAUGGGAGAGCCUGAGUUCUACAACACAACCAAUGAUGUCAAUGCUUUAUUACAAAGAUUUCCUUGUGAUACUAAU